ACCUUCGGAAUUGUUGAUCUUGAAAGCCGUUAGAUAGAGUUGAUCACAAAGCAAAGGAAACUUUUGUUGAGGCGAUUUUCUCUGUUGAUUUAAGAGUUAAUACAACGUUGAAAGUGGCAAGUUGAUGGCGUUGAUGUUGAGAGAAAAUCGUUGAAUUUGGUAUCAGGUAAUUUAGUGUAAACAACUGAGUAAACGUAAAUUGGCUGCUGUAAAGAGCAAAAAUGCUGACGUUUUGAGCGUUAGCCCUUCGUUAGAGCGAUUGGAUUGGAAUUUGGUAUCAAUUUGUUGAUUUUGAUAUAAAUAUUCAUUCUUGAAUUUUGCUAAAAAAUGGCGACCAUUUACAGCGACGGAGAACUCCGAUUUUUUAGACUUACUAAGGGUGUAGUGGAUUACUCGACCGAAGCAUUGAGGAUAGUUUUCAAACAAGAAUGGAAUUAUCUUUAUCCUGCCACUCCGUGGCGAGAUGACCACACUAGUGGCGCGCAGAUUUUAGCGGAGGAAAGGCGAGCACCGGGAUCCCGGCUCUAUGAUCCAGCGUACAGCGCGGAGUAUCAGCCGAUCAGGGAUCAUUUGUCUUCUGGAGACGUAGAAGAAUGGGACGUUACCACGUUAGUUUUUGCUCUGAAGUUCUCGCACGCUUUGGCCUCAAGCCGUUCGAGUCACUACGGUAGAAGGAUUGGAAACGCUAUCUAUAGGCUAAAAGAAGUAAGAAAUGAGGUCAUAGCCCAUGCCAGUAAAGCAUAUCUUUCUCGAAGAAGAUUCCAUCGAAACAUCGAUACUCUGACUCGGGCUGUUGGAGAUCUACUGAGAACUUCACAUCCUCUUGUUAGAAAGCUACAAACCUUGGAGACUGAGAUAGAAUUCCGAACCAAGGAUCUCGAGCGAUAUAAACAGUGGUUAAAGGACGACAACAACAGCCUCCUCUCCUUAGAAAAUGAUCUCGAAAGGUUGGAAAACAAAAUGAAGAUCCAGCCAGUUGGGGGAAACGAUCAUACACCAUCGAACGCAGCCGGAAGUUCUCGAGCGUCAGGGAAUAGUGAGAUCAUUUCGAAAAUACAAACUCGUGUGGCAAGAAUACAGCGUCAUGUGAAUGUUAGUGUUGACCUGGUGCCUUCACGCACAAAACCGGAGAUUUUCCAAAGUAGCCGAUACAUUAAAAUGAUAAACAAGUCUAAUUCUCUGUCGUUCAAUUUACGCUGGGAUGAAUUGGAGUCGUUUCUGAAGGGAUUUACUAGUGACCUGGAUUUGAAGAUUUUGGCUGGCAUCCAGCACGCAGCUGCCCUAAGCCAUCGUUCUAGAAAAGAUGAAGCAUUAGAAGUGCUUAAUGGUCUGGUUCCUAACGCUCUUCUGGCAAACAACGGGGUUUGGAUACAUGCGAGGAUAAAGAUACGGAAAUCGUAUCUGCUACAUGACAAGGGCCAAGACGACGACGCUUUAAGAGAGGUGGACGAAGCAGAGCAUAUGCUAAGUCUUGGGGAGUGCCAUGAAGACACUGCUGAGGUCAACAACGCUAAAGCAAAUAUCAUUUUGUCAAGAAGCCGAAACAGCAAAGAAGACCAGCAGAAUAUUCUGCUACACUUAGAUAAAUCAAUCAAGUAUUGCGAGAAGGCCACAGUCGAUAAGAGCAACACAGUCGUACAAGUGACACUGCGCAAGGCUCUCGUCCAUUUGGGCUUUUAUCAACACGGCAUCUUAGAGGAAGUUUCAAGCUCAGAUAUAGACAUCGCAAAGACUGUCUUGAAUAACAUUGAACGGAAGAUUGAGACGAUGUCUGAACGAAGUAAGAUCUAUUACACUUAUAGCCAAUCACUGCUCGCUUAUCGGGAAGGCGAUAUAGGAAGGGCGACUAAACUUGAACACAAAGCUCGGAAAAAGUGCGUCGAGCAUGACCUCACUAAUGAAAUUCAACAACUUGAUCGCUUGAGAGAUCUAAUACGAGCACCAUCACGUGGAGAGCAUUGAUUGGGCGAAUAUAUGGUCUCAUUAUUGUAACAGAAUACAAACACGGAAAGGUGGUUUCUCCCCUCCCCGCUUCCCGCCCUGUCCACUAUCACCUUUCUUUCAAAUUUUUCUGUACAAAAACGCAUCAACCAAACGAACAAACACAAACUCAACAAACAAUUCAAAUCUUCUAAAAAGUAUUCUAUAAUGAUCGACUGCCUGCUUGUUAGUUUGAAGAAAAAAAUCUAACCUAGAUGUACAGCCCCAAUCUUCAUAAGAGGCAACAGCUAUUAUUUAGUAAGGUAUUACAGCCACGAAUAUACCACUAAAUUGAUUAACUUCAUGUAUCUACUGCAAGACGCAUGUCUGAUUUAAAUACCCGUUAUCGUAUCUUUUAGCAUUCUUUUCAUGUUAAGGACCAUUAAGUUCCGGUCAUAAAGCCAUGUUUUCAAAAUGUCCUGGUGGCGUAUAUAGGACUACCCGCUAUGGAAAGCUUAUUUCUGGAGUUCACUCUUGAUCAUAUCCUCAAGUUUCACAGCAUCUACAGCAAACUUCCUGAUUCCCUCAGCCAACUUUUCUGUUGCCAUAGCAUCCUCGUUGAGAAGCCAGCGGAAUUUCUUCUCGUCUAGGGAGACUUUGUCAAUGUCGAGUUUUUUGGCUGCAAAAGGCAUAUAAUUGAGUGUCAAUAAGAUUAACAAGCAACAACAACAAUUGAUUGAUACUGCCUUAAAGGUUAUGCAUGUUGCCCUGUGUGACUGUUAAUUUGUGUGUAAGUAAGUAUGCAUUAUUCACUGUGAGAGUACCUACAUAAAGAGCUAAAAAUACCCGAUCCUUUUGAUUCUAUUUAGAAUUCAAAAUAAAUGCUACACUUUUAAAAUGAAAAUGCAUUAAAAAAUGUUCAGUAAACUGGUCUCUUGUGUUUAUGCUGACUAUAUGUCAGGCUUCAUGAUGUGAAGUUUUAGUUUAAUCUACUAGCAUUCUAUCAAAAGUGCUGCGAUCUGAUUGGACACGAUACUUGCUGCCUAAAUAUAGUGAGUGAGGUGAGUAGCCUAGCAGAAUGCAACUGAUAGCAAAAUAAAAUAAAAAGACAAGAGAAGCCUGUCUUGUUAAGUAUUGAAUAACUAGUAUAUAUAGACCAGAAU
Pocillopora verrucosa is the source of this 3083-nucleotide messenger RNA. RefSeq lists its product as uncharacterized. The record is from RefSeq and is a predicted model, not a curated record. Lineage: Eukaryota; Metazoa; Cnidaria; Anthozoa; Scleractinia; Pocilloporidae.